Molecule: messenger RNA, 3078 nt
Organism: Ceratitis capitata (Mediterranean fruit fly)
Lineage: Eukaryota; Metazoa; Arthropoda; Insecta; Diptera; Tephritidae
Gene: IleRS-m
Product: isoleucine--tRNA ligase, mitochondrial
Exons: 12
Coding region: 229-3057 (942 amino acids)
Biological process (GO): isoleucyl-tRNA aminoacylation
Cellular component (GO): cytosol
Molecular function (GO): ATP binding; aminoacyl-tRNA deacylase activity; isoleucine-tRNA ligase activity
Source: RefSeq, a predicted model, not a curated record
AUAGCAAACUCUGUUAGUUUCUGGCGACAUGUGGUGAAAUGCAUCCAUCGUAACUUGGCAGCUUUUGACAUUUUACACUGACACGCUGGUCUGCAAUUGAACCUUCUUGUUGGAUUUACGUUCUCUGUUCUUGCAGGGAUGCUUCACAGCUGUUUUCCGAACCAGAAAGAAACAGAUUUCCAAGUUACCUGACAAUCAGCUGAUUUAUACAUAACAAAACCAAACAAUAUGCUUAAGUUAAUUUUAAAUUUUACUUCAGUACGAAAUUUUUCAAUUAAACAGGCCACAAAGCCACCUAUUAAAUAUACAAAUACAAUUAAUUUGCCAAAAACAAAAUUUGCAAAUCGUGUGAGCGCCGCGAAACGCUUAGAAACGGAGCGGCAUUUAGUUGAGUCGGUGUUUUCUCAAGCAUAUUCUUAUCAGCAGCAGCAUAACAGCGAACCUACAUUUGUUCUACACGAUGGUCCACCAUAUGCCAACGGCGAUUUACAUAUGGGACAUGCUGUAAACAAGAUUUUAAAGGAUAUUACCUUACGUAAUCAUGUUACGCGUGGUCAGAAAGUGCAUUAUGUACCCGGUUGGGAUUGUCAUGGUUUACCUAUUGAAUUGAAAGCUACAGCCACGAAAGUAAAAGAGCAGGGUGUUGAACAAGAUGUGCUCUGUAUACGUCAUAGAUCACGGAAAUUCGCUUUGGAUGCUAUUGCGCGACAGAAAAGCGAGUUCCGAUCAUGGGGUAUACUAGGCGAUUGGCUUAAAGAUGAAUAUAUUUAUAUGACAAUGAGACCGGAUUUUAUAAUAAAUCAAUUAGAAAUGUUCAUGGACUUCUACGAACGUGGAUUGGUGUUCAGAGACUUGAAGCCCGUUUACUGGUCUCCAUCGUCAAGAACAGCUUUAGCUGAGGCAGAACUAGAGUAUGAUGUGAACUUCAUUAGUCCAUCAGUAUACAUACGUUUUCGAAUGACGAAUGCUCCUAGCAGUGUGAAAGUUGCUCCUAACACCAAUAUGUACUCAUUGGUGUGGACUACAACUCCAUGGACGCUGCCAAGUAACCAAGCAAUUUGCUAUAAUCCCUCAAUGGAGUACAACGUGAUUAAAUUAAACAAUUUCGGCGACGAUCUAUAUCUUAUUGGUAAAAGCUUAUUGCAAAAUUUUGCCGAAACUACUGGCAUUUCGUACGAGCAUAUUACAACGUUGCAAGGCAUAGAUUUGACUAACUGCACGUACCAACAUCCUUUUUUGGUUGACCAUAAGAAUUUGCCAUUUUUUGCAGCAGCACAUGUGCAGGACUCGAAGGGAACAGGUUUGGUUCAUACUGCGCCUGCGCAUGGACCUGAAGAUUUUUUAGUUGGUCUGGAACACAAAUUGCCAGUGAUUUGUUUUGUUAAUGAAGAAGGUAUUUACAGUUCGGAAGCUCCGAACUUUCUAAGGGGAAAAACUGCUUUGGGAGAAGGUGAUCAAUUAGUUUUGGAAAAUAUAGCAAGAGAUGUAGUACAUGCCAGCAAAUUAUCACAUUCAUAUCCCAUCGAUUGGCGCACCAAACAGCCUGUAAUAAUACGAGCGAGUGAGCAAUGGUUCUUGAAUACCGAACAGUUAAAAGACCGUGCCAUUGAAGAGAUCAGCAAAAUAAAUGUUUAUCCACGAUUACAAGCUGAUGCAAGUAGAAGAGCGCUGAUUACUCAAGUUCGAAAACGACCAUAUUGGUGUAUAUCACGACAACGUGUCUGGGGUGUUCCCAUACCAGUGUUUUAUGAAAGAAAAACGAAAAAAAUAAUUCUGAAUAGAUCUUUAAAUAAUCACAUCUGCACUCUUAUUAAAAAGGAAGGUAAUGUUGAUUUCUGGUGGUCGAAAAGUAUCGAAGAAAUAUUGCCUUCGAGUAUACAGCAAUCGCUUAAUAUUUCUACUGCUGAUUUGGAAAAGAGCGGAGACAUAUUUGAUAUUUGGUUCGAUUCGGGCAGUACAUGGUCAAGUGUGUUAAAGAAUGAAAAAGUAGCAGAUGUCUAUCUAGAAGGAUAUGAUCAGUUUAGUGGUUGGUUUCAAUCGGCCCUGCUAACAAGCAUUGCAGCUAGAAAUCGGGCACCUUACAAGUCAAUAUUUGUGCAUGGCUUUACAGUAGACGAUAAGGGUCACAAAAUGUCAAAAUCUCUUGGUAACGUGAUUUCACCAAAUGAUAUAAUUAAAAAGUACGGCGCCGAUGUUUUGCGGUGGUGGGCAGCAUCUCAUGGCUCUCAAAAUAUGUCCAUAACUGUUAGUGAAAAGCUGAUGCAACAAGCGGCCGAAAAUGUCAAUAAAUUGCGUGCCACUCUACGUUACUUGAACGGAGUAAUUGGCAAUACUACCGAAAUGCGUUAUGAUAAUAGCACUUUUCUAAACAGAUACAUUUUAAGUACUUUGUUGGAGUACGAAAAUGAGAUUCGACAUUUGUAUGAUGCUUGCGAAUACAAUCGUGUAGUAACUAGUAUACAAAAUUUUGUGGCAAAUCAAAUUUCAGCCAUUUAUGUGCAUACAAUCAAGGAUCGACUUUACUGCGGUGAUGAAAAAGAUUUAAGGAACAUUCAAUGUACCUUGCUUAACUGUUAUAUGGUACUCUGCAGUACACUUUGGCCUAUAACACCAUUUUUAGUAGAAGAAAGUUGGCUACAUUACGAUCCUAAGAGCGCUUUUCAUCAACAACACUUCAACGGUAAUCAAAAUUGGAAGGAUGUUAAUGCUGAAAAUACUAUAACUGCGGCACUGGAAAUUAAGCGCUUGAUAAAUCAACAAGCUGGCAGUACGAACUCUUUUUAUUUAUCAGUACAAAUUUCAUACAAUAAAAGCAAUGAGCAAAUGAAACUGCUUAAUGAAUUACAUGAAGCAGAAGGAACGUCAAUGAAUAAUUCCGAGCUUUGUGAAAUAUUACAAGUACAAAACGUAACAUUAUUACCAUCAAAUCAAGUUGAUUUAUGUGAUAUUGACGUCAAAAAGUUGGAAUUAAAUCUUUGCCCACGCUGUAGACGCUUUGCAGUUGAAACUGUCGAUUGCGUUUGCGAUCGCUGUGCCCAGGUUUUGGCAAAAAAAUAAAGAUGUUAUGUUUCUUAAAAA